Neoarius graeffei (lesser salmon catfish) is the source of this 4311-nucleotide messenger RNA. It is a transcript of the gene fitm2, whose product is annotated as fat storage inducing transmembrane protein 2. Lineage: Eukaryota; Metazoa; Chordata; Actinopteri; Siluriformes; Ariidae. Bases 75 to 848 code for a protein of 257 amino acids. Gene Ontology annotation, cellular component: endoplasmic reticulum membrane. The transcript has 2 exons. The record is from RefSeq and is a predicted model, not a curated record. Gene Ontology annotation, biological process: lipid droplet organization; lipid storage; phospholipid biosynthetic process.
AGUGACCCAUUCAUGAUCUGUGUUGUCAUUGAUCUUGAGCCUGGUUUUAAUUCUCCGACUCGUGUUGGGAAACAAUGUCUGCUUUCAGUGACGUCGUGAAUAAAUCGCUUCCUUUUCUGCUCCUUCAUGUCACAUUUACCCGCAGGUAUUUGCCCUGGUUUUUCUUUGCCCUUUCCCUCGGAGGAUCUUUACUGAAAGAGCUGGAUGUGGUGCCGAGUUCAUACUUCAGCAACAGCAGAAACCUUCUGAACGUAUACUUUGUGAAAUUCUCCUGGGGAUGGAAUGUGGUCUUGUUGCUACCGUUUAUAUUUCUGUCCAACUCCUACAAGAGAAACCUCAUCUUUGUGUCCAAACGCCUCACGUCUCUCGUGGUAGCCACAGCCAUUUGGUACUCCUGCACGGAGAUGUUCUUCUACAUUGAAAACGUCACAGGGGCAUGCUACGAGACGGACGCCAUGCAAACGGUCCAGGAGGGUUUCAGCACGAAGGCCGAGUGCAGAAACGCCGGCUACUUUUGGGGAGGUUUCGACAUAUCCGGCCACUCCUUCAUAUUAUCUUACUCAACGCUCCUAAUUGUGGAAGAAAUGGUUCCUAUGCUACAUCUUGUCCAACAUUACCAAAACAGAACCACGGUUCUUGAUGCCCUGUACCUCGCACUCAAUGCGAUUGCAGUUAUUUGGGUGUGGAUGUUUGCCUGUACAUCGGUGUACUUCCACAACACGAUCCAGAAGUUUCUGGGCACCUUGUUUGGUGUGUUGGGAUGGUAUAUGACCUAUAAGGUUUGGUACAUGAACCCUUUUUCACCAGGACUCCCUCCUCACCAGAGUGACCAUAAACAACAUGACUAGACUGAAGAGUUUACAAAUAAGUACUUGGAAUACUACAGUGGAACAAACUGACGUGUAAAGCUAUGACUCCAACCUUUUGAUCAGAGCUAUUUGCAGGUUCCGUACAUGAGACAUCUGUCCUUUUUAAAGGUCGUUGGGACCAAGGGAUUUGUGCACACAAAUCCCUUGUUUCAUCGAGGUGGUUAGCAGCUGGUGUUCCAAAACCGACUGUGUAAUCGGAGAGCGUCUGCAAUAUCUAAAGCUUAUUGUUGCCUUUUAAAAUAAAUGGCUUCAGAUUCAUGAUGAUCUCCUCAGUGUGCAACUUUUACAUAUGUUUCCAACAAGUGCUUUAAGUAUGUCUUAAAUGCUACAAUGUCUAGUUGUUUUCUUAAAAAACAUCCAUAAUGCUAGAACACGUCACUUCUAGGAAAACUUGUUGAUGAUUAUUAUUCUGCCCAUGUUGUGUAGUGACUGUAGUUGAGACACUGUGUGUUACCCAUAAUGCACUAGCAGCAAAGAAAUUAACGGUGCGUUCCAUUUGUAUUGGAAAGUCAGGAUUUCCAAGUCCCUUGUUGGAAAUAUCAGUUGGAACGGUCCGUGAUGUUGGAUUACCAACUCGGAAAGUCGCUGGAACCUCACCAACCCCAGCUUCAAAAUCCAAGAUGGCUGCUCUGCAUAUCAACAGAGUGAAAGCUGUAGUAAUAUACUGAUGUUAUUAAAACUUCUGGGAUCAACUGGUAUUGCUAACAAUGACUAACCUGGCUAUAAAUUGCUGGUAUUGGUUUUCCGGCACGCAUUCGACUCGAGCGUGAUGUCAUUCCCAGCUCCGACUUCCGAGGAUGUUAUCAAAAGAUAACCUCCAACCUUACACUCAACCUCUAGUCUAGAGGUUUGAGGUUGUAAUUGUUUGUAGCACAGCAUUGUUGAAUUCUUGAUUCGGAUUGGUCAGAUGAUGUUCAUGUAGUAGGCUAAUUUUCAGACUGCAAAACAAAUUACACGUUUAUAUUAAUGAGCUGGUUCUCAAACGUGAUCGUUUCUAGAGCAACAGCUCAUUCACAGAGAGUUGUACGACGGAAACUCCGCGUAAACGUAUUGAAAAACGCAAACAAUCGCUAUUAAGAUGAGGUUUUGUGAAAGGAGUCUCCAGUGUCGGUGCUUUUCGUAACAGUCAGAGGUAAAGUUGUAACUUUAAUGUAACAACAAUAAAUUAUUCCUUGUGGUUUCUUGGUAACUUGACAAGUGAUGUGUUUUUUUUUUUUUUUUUUGUCUUGUUUAUUUCAAGCAAGAGAAACGUUAACUGAAAGUAUAAAAGAAUUAAAAAGUACCAUAUGUUCUUGAAUCAAUGAACAAUUGUUAUCAUUGAUAUAAGAUGGAUAAAACUUGCUAUUAUUGGGAAAUAAUCAACUUCAAGCUUGUAUAAUCAACUAUAUUAUUGAUUAUUUUCCCAGAACAGCGUGCCCUGUUGUGGUUUAUUCCAUUCUUGGUGGCUUUCUACCAAGUUCAGCUGAGUGCAUUGAUUUGAUUUGAUUUACAGUGUCCUUGCAAAAGUAUUCAUCCCUCUUGGUGUUUGUCCUGUUUGGUCGCAUUACAAGUUGGAAUUAAAAUGGAUUUUUUGGGGGUUGGCACCAUUUGAUUUACACAACAUGCCUACCACUUUAAAGGCGAAAAUUGUUGUUUUACUGUGACAAACAAUAAUUAAAACAAAAAAAACCCCAGAAAUCUGGAGUGUGCAUAGGUAUUCACCCCCUUUCGUAUGAAACCCCUAAAUAAGAGCUGGUCCAACCAAUUCACUUCAUAACUCACAUAAUUAGUUGAUUAAGAUCCACCUGUGUGCAAUCAAAGUGUCACAUGAUCUGUCACAUGAUGUCUGUAUAAAUCAACCUGUUCUGGAAGGACCCUGACUCUGUAACACUAUUAAGCAAGCAUCAUGAAAACCAAGGAGCCUCCAAACAGGUCAGAGACAAAGUUUUGAAGAAGUAUGGAUCAGGGUUGGGUUAUAAAAAAUAUCCCAAACUUUGAAUAUCCCAGGGAGCACCAUUAAAUCCAUUACAGCAAAACGGAAAGAAUAUGGCACCACUACAAACCUGACAAGAGAAGGCCGCCCACCAAAACUCACAGACCGGGCAAGGAGGGCAUUAAUCAGAGAUGCAACAAAGACACCAAAGAUAACACUGAUGGCGCUGCAAAGAUCCACAGCGGAGAUGGGAGUAUCUGUCCAUAGGACCACUUUAAGCCAUACACUCUACAGAGCGGGGCUUUAUUGAAAAGUGGCCAGAAAAAAGUCAUUGCUUAAGACAACACAUUUGGAGUUUGCUUAACAGCAUGUGUCAGACUCCCCAAACACAUGGAAGAAGAUUCUCUGGUCAGAUGAGACUAAAAUUGAUCUUUUUGGCCAUCAUGGGAAACGCCAUGUGUGGCGCAAACCCAACACCCUGAGAACACCAUUCCUACAGUGAAGCAUGGUGGUGGCAGCAUCAUGCUGUGGGGAUAUUUUUUAUCUGCAGGGACAGGAAAGCUGGUCAGGACUGAAGGAAAGAUGGAUGGCACUAACUACAGGGCAAUUCUGAAGGAAAACCUGUUUGAGUCGGCCAGAGGUUUGAGACUGGGACGAAGGUUCAUAUUCCAACAGGACAAUGACCCUAACCAUGCUGCUAAAGUGAUACUGGAGUGGUUUAAAGGGAGACAUUUAAAUGUCUUGGAAUGGCCUCAUCAAAGCCCAGACCUCAAUCCAAUUGAGAAUCUGUGGCAUAACUUGAAGAUUGCUGUACACCAACGUAACCCAUCUAACUUGAAGGAGUUGGAGCAGUUUUGCCUUGAGGAAUGGGCAAAAAUCCCAGUGGCUAGAUGUGCUAAGCUAAAAGAGACAUAUCCCAAGAGACUUGCAGCUGUAAUUGCAGCAAAAGGUGUGGGGGGGUUUUGAAUACUUAUGCACACUCCAGAUUUCUGUUUUUUUCAACUUAAUUAUUGUUUGUGUCACAAUAAAAGAUAAAAAUAAAACAAUGUCACCUUUAAAAUGGUAGGCAUAUUGUGUAAAUCAGAUGGUAUUAACCCUCCAAAAAUCUAUUUUAAAAUCCAGCUUGUAACGCAACAACACAGGACAAACACCAAAGGGGAUGAAUACUUUUGCAAGACACGGUCUUGUAUUAUUUGUUCAUAUCCUAAUACCUAUGUAUAGAAUGCUUUUUCUCGCUACUCUUGCUUUUUGAUUGUCUAUGCUCAUAUACAGUACUUAUCUAUGACUUGUCAUGUUUUGUCAAUAAUAGUAAUCAAAGAAGCAACACUAGAGGUUGGGAUCCACUGUAAAUAUCGAUAUCGCCUCAUUAUUUCAUUUUGUUUUAACGUAACCUGCUUUUUGGGUAACCGUUUGCCCUGACGAUCAUUUGUACGACUCUCUCAAUUAUGUUCAUUAUGUCUUGUAUUAGAUAUGGUUAGUUUUUUCUUUUUUAUCCGACAUCUAGUUUUAGGUUUGUUUACCUGACAUGUU